AUGGGUGACUGGAGCUUCCUGGGGAGACUAUUGGAGAAUGCACAAGAGCACUCCACAGUCAUUGGCAAGGUGUGGUUGACAGUCCUGUUCAUCUUCCGGAUCCUGGUGCUUGGAGCUGCUGCGGAGGAAGUAUGGGGAGACGAGCAAUCAGACUUCACCUGCAACACCCAGCAGCCAGGCUGCGAGAAUGUCUGCUAUGACGAGGCCUUCCCCAUCUCCCACACCCGCUUCUGGGUGCUGCAGAUCAUCUCUGUGUCUACGCCCACCCUCAUCUACCUGGGGCACGUGCUGCACAUAGUGCGCAUGGAAGAUAAGAAGAAAGGACAGGAAGAAGAGCAAGUAAAGGAAGGUAGCCUGCAUCUCAGAUCUGCUGGUCAGUGUGCAUCCAGACACAACAGCCAGAAGGAUAAAAAACCCCUGUGGGAUGACUGUGGCAAGGUACGCAUCGCUGGGACCCUACUCCGGACCUAUGUUUUCAACAUCAUCUUUAAGACGCUAUUUGAAGUGGGCUUCAUCGUUGGACAGUACUUUCUCUAUGGCUUCCAGCUGAAGCCACUCUACCGCUGUGACAGGUGGCCCUGCCCCAACACGGUGGACUGCUUCAUCUCCAGGCCCACGGAGAAGACCAUCUUCAUCAUCUUCAUGCUGGUCGUGGCCUGCCUGUCCCUCCUACUCAAUGUGCUGGAGAUAUACCACCUGGGCUGGAAGAAGCUUAAACAGGGCAUGACCAACCACUAUGGCCCAGACACCCAUGAUUCAAAGAUGGGGGCCAUAAAAUCUGGGGGUGUGAGCCCACUGCCCUGCCACCAUGUUCCAGCCACUGGUACAGUGGGGUGCCCUCCUUACUACGCUCACUCUGCCUUUUCUCUGGGACAGGCAAUGGCCACAGCCUAUCCCGGGUCCCCUCCACCAGCAACAGACUUCAAUGUGGCCGCCCCAUCCCUGACACGGGGGAAGAGCCACCCUGACAAAUUGUGCGAUAGUAACCAUCACCUGCUAAUGACAGAGCAGAACUGGGCCAACCAGGAGACCGAGCGGCAGACUUCUGUGAGGAAGGUCUCCCCUCCUGCGUCCACAUCUUCCUCCUUUACCCCUCCAGGCCGCCCCCAGCCACCCCCUCAGCAGGGCAGAGCAGGCAGCAAAGAGUCUGUCCUGCUGGAGAAUGGGGACGGCAGCAGCGUGGGAGAGAGCAGACUGGAAGUGACUCCCGAUGAGGGGCAGCAGGCAGUGAUCACCGCUGUGGAGAUGCACAUGUCCCCGUUGCCCUCCACAGGCCCUAGACGGUCAAGCUGGGCCAGGAAGCCCAGUGGCAGUCGGGGCAGACCCAAUGACUUGGCCAUCUAG
Pteronotus mesoamericanus is the source of this 1344-nucleotide messenger RNA. Its product is annotated as gap junction alpha-3 protein-like. The record is from RefSeq and is a predicted model, not a curated record. Gene Ontology annotation, cellular component: connexin complex. NCBI's taxonomy places the organism in Eukaryota, Metazoa, Chordata, Mammalia, Chiroptera, Mormoopidae. Gene Ontology annotation, biological process: cell-cell signaling. Gene Ontology annotation, molecular function: gap junction channel activity. The transcript has a single exon. Bases 1 to 1344 code for a protein of 447 amino acids.